UCUUCCGUUUCUCUCAUCCCUAUUCAACGUAACCUUCUUCCCGUUGGACCUCCCGUGCUCCGUGGCAGCAGCAGCUGCAAACGCCGGUGGAUGCUACGCCGAGCUCACAGGCUGCUCGCCACCACAAACUCCAUCCUUCCCGCCACAACCAACCUCGCCCGAACCUCCUUCCCACAUCCCAGCACGCACCUCCCCCUCGUCUCCCUCCACAGCCCUGCCGCCGAUGACGCUGCCGCCGACACCCGCCACCUGCUCGACGGAACGCCCCGCGGGACACGAGCCAGCUCCAUCGUGCGCGCGCUCAGGGAAUACGACGCGCCCCUCGCCGGCUCCGUCGAAUCCCUCCACUGCGCGGCCCUCAAGUCUGGCGCCGUGCUGGACCCGCCCGUGCGCACCUCCCUCCUCGCGGCCUACGCCAGGUGUCCGAGCGGCGGCGACCACGACGCGCGCGCCGCUCUGGUGCUCUUCCACGAGGCAGAAGACCCGGACGUGAUCCUGUGGAACGCCGUGAUCGGCGCUCUGACGCGGGCUUGCCGUCUCGGCGACGCCGUGGCUCUCUUCCGGCGGAUGGCGGGCGUGCGAGGGGAGGCGUUCGAUUCGACGACCGUGGUCGUCAUGCUGUCAGGGGCGUCGCGCGCCGGCGAAUUGGACCUCGGAAUGGCGCUCCAUGCCGCAGCCGUAAAGAGACGCCUCGACACUGACAUGAACCUCUGGAAUGCUCUCGUCGACAUGUACGCCAAGUGCGGAAGUUUUUGCGAUUCGGAGGCCGUGUUUUGGAGUAUGCCGUGUUGGGACACUGCCUCGUGGAAUUCUGUGACAGGUGGAAGCACGUUCAAUGGACUUUCUGAGGUUUCGGCUUGUUACUUCAGAGAGAUGAUCCGUUUGGCAGUUCAGGCAGAUGAGGUGACCCUGUCUUCUGUAAUUUCUGCUUCCUCUCGCGCAGAGGGUCUUUUCUCCUUUGGAGAGUCUGUCCAUGGCUGCAUCGUCAAGCUUGGUUAUGAGGAUACCGCGCCUUGCUCGGUAGCGAAUUCCCUGAUAACAUUUUAUUUUGAAUUUGGGUUUCCUGAGGAUGCAGAGAAGGUAUUUAUGAGAAUCUUCAAGAAAAAUCAUGUAUCAUGGAAUGUUAUGAUCAAGGGAUUGAUGGAGAAUGAAAAGGCUGGGGAAGCCCUGGCUGUUUUCCGAGAAAUGCUAUCAGAGUGCCAGCCAGAUUUUGCCACUUUGGUGGCUGUAAUUUUAAGCUGUGGUGAUCAAGGACUGCUCUGUGAAGGGAAAGCAAUCCAUGGAUACAUAACCAGAAAAUGCCUUUUCCAUGUGGAGUCUUCCCUAGGAAACAGCUUACUUGGUUUGUAUAUGAAAUGUGAUGACGCAUAUACUGCGAACCUUUUGUUCAGGACAAUGCCAAUAAGAGACCUGAUCUCAUGGAACACAAUGCUUUCUGGUUACUCGAGAGAUGACUCGCUGAGAGAAGAGGCUCAAGCUAUGUUCAGAGAAUUACUUUCUGAAGGUUUAAGCUGCACCAUGACCACUAUACUAGCUGUUAUACCUUCAUGCUCUUGUCCAGAAGACCUUAGGUUUGGCAAAGCGGUUCACUCUUUUGUCCUGAAGUAUGGAUUUGCAAGUGGAGUUUCAGUUGUUAAUGCUUUGAUGCACAUGUACAUAUGCUGUGGAGAUUCACUGGUUGCCUUCACGCUGUUGGGAAGUAUAAUGCCAGUGUCAGAUAUUAUUUCAUGGAAUACAGCCGUAGUAGGCUGUGUACAGAAUGGACUCCACAGAGGCGCGUUGGAAGCCUUUCAGUUCAUGCAUUCAUCUUUGCCUUUAAAUCCUGACAGCAUUACGCUAGUUAGUGUUUUAUCAGCAUGUGGAACUCUUAAGCUGCAAUCCCUAGGAAAAUCCAUCCAUUCCAUGGCACUAAAGCGUUUGCUUGUAUUCAAUUUGAGGGUGAAGAAUGCCCUGUUAACCAUGUACUUCCGGUUUGCAGAUACUGAAAGUGCUGAGUUAAUCUUCUAUAGUCUCGGAGAUAGAAAUUUGUGCUCCUGGAAUUGUAUGGUCUCUGGUUUUGCACAGAAUAAUGAUGGCCGGAGAGCAUUACAGUUCUACCAGAAGAUGGAAAAAUUUGUGCCUAAUGAAAUGUGUACAGUCAGUAUUAUUUGUGCCUGUACUCAACUCAGGGAUGUUAGACAUGGAAAGAGCAUACAUGGGCAUGUGGUGAAGUCUGAUCUUCAAAAUAAUGUGUUUCUUUCAGCAUCGCUAGUUGAUAUGUAUAGUAAGUGUGGAAGACUCGACAUUGCUGUCAGAGUAUUUGAAUCCUCUACUGAAAAAUCAAUUGCUUGCUGGAACUCCAUGAUAUCAGCAUUCGGAUUUCAUGGGCAUGGGUUGCGAUCGAUAGAACUUUUCUGUAGUAUGAUCCAUUCUGGAAUGAAAGCCACGAGAAGUACUUUUAUUGCUCUUUUGUCAGCUUGCAGUCAUGCUGGACUUACUGAUGAAGGAUUGAAGUAUUACAACCUUAUGUCAGAGAAAUUUGGGAUUACUCCGACACCAGAACACCAUGUAUGCAUCGUAGACAUGCUUGGCCGUGCUGGUCGGCUGCAGGAAGCACACAAAUUUGUCGAGAGUUUACCGAAAUCCAAGGAAGCACAUGGAGUUUGGGGUGCACUUUUAAGUGCUUGCAGUAACAAGUCCGAACUCAGGAUGGGUGAGGCCAUCGCUAGACAAUUGCUCUGCCUAGAGCCUGAAAAUAGUGGUUAUUAUGUGACUAUUUCUAAUCUGUAUGCAUAUCAAGACAUGUGGGGUGGUGCUGUCCAGGUUAGGGACAUUUUGCAAGAUAAAAGAUUGAUGAAGCCCCAUGGUCACAGCAUUGUUGGAUAAAGGGCAGUCAAAGAACCUUGGAAGCUACACUGUACCAGAAAACCCCGCACUAAAUCACAAAAGCUGCAUGUUCACUUAGCUAUUUUCUUCAUGCAGGCUUGCUCAAACAUGACACAGCUGCCAUUCUGAAUCCGAGCUUGGCGACAUCACAGCACAGGGUUCUACACUACAUGGUCGACAAGGAAGUGACGCCGCAUCUGGUGGACGUGAGCGCCCGGACCGGUUCCUCAACUGGAAGUUGGAGCAGUUUAGGCCAAGUAAGUACGUGAUGCUGGACGCACUCGAGAGCCAAUGAAAAGCUGGGAUCGAACUGUACCAGUUGCUGCAAUGAUGGUACUGCGACGUGACGCCAAAAUUCUCAGUCAGGCGAGAACAUUACAGUAAGAUCAUAUAUAGCUAGGCGACAGGCCGGCAGCUGCUCUUGUGGAGUAUAUGCUGCGAGUUAUGGAUUUUAAGUCGAGAUCUCUUUUAAGUGCUCUGUUAGCUUAAGAUGCGGCCACGUGUUGUUAUGGAUUUUAAACCGUGUGUCAAGAGCUUAAGCUGCAGCCUAACAGCCAGCGUGAUGAUCGGAGCAGCAGACAGAUUGGUGAAUGGUGGUGGUUGCAGGUAGGUAAAGCUUGACUGACCCGGCUCAACUUGGCGAACCAGCAAUUCCAUCUCUUCUGUUCUGUAGCAUCACUCACAGGUGGGCUGGGUUGUGUUUCGCCUCAGACAGACAGACAUGGAGCAUGUGGCCGCUCUGGAAGCCAGCCUAGAAAUACCAGUAGUAGCCUCGAAUUAAAGCAAUUGAUAAACACCCUCUCCCUCUGUCUCUCCAAACAUUUCUUGUCACUAAAUGUUCUUGUCGGUUUUGGACAUUGGACAGUCCUUUUUUGGGCAAGCUUUGUUGUCGUUGGUAAUCUCCCGGUUUGCUGUGUCUGGCACGUGUGAAGGAAAAAAAAAGGUACUACUACGGCCAGCUACCUCCUAAGCUAGGAGUAAAUAUACUACUGUACUGGAGUA
Molecule: messenger RNA, 3867 nt
Organism: Brachypodium distachyon (stiff brome)
Lineage: Eukaryota; Viridiplantae; Streptophyta; Magnoliopsida; Poales; Poaceae
Product: pentatricopeptide repeat-containing protein At4g19220, mitochondrial
Exons: 3
Coding region: 91-2865 (924 amino acids)
Biological process (GO): RNA modification
Cellular component (GO): intracellular membrane-bounded organelle
Molecular function (GO): RNA binding; protein binding
Source: RefSeq, a predicted model, not a curated record